Messenger RNA from Aspergillus oryzae RIB40, 1065 nucleotides. RefSeq names its product lipase family protein. The transcript has 2 exons. Gene Ontology annotation, biological process: lipid metabolic process. The record is from RefSeq and is a predicted model, not a curated record. NCBI's taxonomy places the organism in Eukaryota, Fungi, Ascomycota, Eurotiomycetes, Eurotiales, Aspergillaceae. Bases 1 to 1065 code for a protein of 354 amino acids.
AUGAUGUUGAGUGUAUUAGGUAUAGUACCAGUUCUUCUGUCAUUGUCCACUAACGAUCAUGAGUUUGAAGCUAUUCCAGAUGACCAGCUGGUCAAAUUCCAACUGUUUGCGCAGUACUCUGCUGCCGCCUACUGCGACCAUAACAACGACGACGGUAUCCUCGGCAGCAUACGUUGCAUUGAAGGGGUUUGUCCCCUCGUCGAAGCUGCCAAUGCCCAGACAAUAGCAGAGUUCAACGAGGAGGACAUCCGCGGCUUUGUUGCUGUGGACGACACCCAUCGACUUCUUAUCGUAUCGUUUCGCGGCAGCAACUCCGUGCGGAACUGGAUCAAGAACUUCCAAUUCUGGAAGAUAGAUGAGCCUGGACCAAGGGGGUUCUGGGACAAACUGUUCGGAUCAGACAAGCCUCAAAGUGGUAACGACAUCUGCUCUUGCGGGAUACACUCCGGGUUUUAUAGAUCCUGGCAGCUCUUGAAACCUGACGUUAUGGACGCACUCACCAGGGCUAGAGAGGCGCAUAAUGACUAUCAUGUGGUCGUUACCGGUCACUCUCUAGGUGCGGCCAUUGCCACGAUCGCUGGUGCUUAUCUUCGCACGAUGCAGAUACCCUGCGAUAUAUAUUCAUAUGGCUCACCACGUGUCGGGGACGCACGGUUUGCUGAGUUCGUCUCAGCCCAGCAGGGAUUAACAGCCCGGAUAACUCAUGGAUAUGACCCGGUGCCAUCACUACCCCCAAUGAGCUUGUUCGGGAUCUAUGAUCUUGGUUAUAGACAUAUCUGGCCUGAGUACUGGAUUUCAGGUGUAUCCCUGAAUGGCACCGAUACCAUCAAGGUAUGCCGUGGGCUGGAGAAUCUAUCAUGCAAUGGCACACGCCAAACAGGAUUCAGCUUUGAGAUUGAAGAUCAUCGAAAUUAUCUGGGCCAUAUAACCGCAUGCGGGCCAAAGUUCACGUACCGUGAUAUGGACGAAAGCUGGAGCGCCGAGGAUCUGGAUCGUCUGAGAAUGCUGGCCGGCAAUGAUACCUUCUUUGCAACCCAUUAUAUCUCCAACGGAACGGGUGUUUGA